Molecule: messenger RNA, 282 nt
Organism: Blastomyces gilchristii SLH14081
Lineage: Eukaryota; Fungi; Ascomycota; Eurotiomycetes; Onygenales; Ajellomycetaceae
Exons: 2
Coding region: 1-282 (93 amino acids)
Source: RefSeq, a predicted model, not a curated record
AUGCCCUCAAAGAUAACUGAGGAAGAGUGGGAGCGCAGAUUGCAGGCUGGAGGUGGUCUGCCUGAUAGGCUCAAGUUAGCUGGGAAGCGAGUCCUGAAGAAACUUGACCCUUACACGGAGAAGAAUUAUUGCAGCAGGCACAAAGACCAUGACCUUGAAGAUGAGCAGAUCAAGCAGCAUUUCAUCAUAUUCCUUGCAAUGCUGCUGAAGGGCAGGGGCGCGGAUGGGGCGCCUAAUGAAACAUAUGUAGAACAGCACUGGAAGGAGUUUACCGCCCAGUGA